Molecule: messenger RNA, 747 nt
Organism: Spinacia oleracea (spinach)
Lineage: Eukaryota; Viridiplantae; Streptophyta; Magnoliopsida; Caryophyllales; Amaranthaceae
Exons: 3
Coding region: 1-747 (248 amino acids)
Source: RefSeq, a predicted model, not a curated record
AUGGUGGUCCAGGACUUGGUCAAACAUCAUGGGAGGAAGGGAAUUAAGCCUAGCUGCCUUAUGAAGAUUGACCUUCAAAAAUCUUAUGAUACUGUUGACUGGCAUUUUCUUCAAGAAAUGUUAGAAUAUCUGGAUUUUCCCAAACACUUUGUGGAUAUAGUCAUGCAAUGUGUUACUACUCCUAUGUUUUCUUUGAUGCUGAAUGGGUCUAUGCAUGGCUUCUUUAAAUCUCAGAGAGUAAGGGAGAUUACCAAUCUAUCUAUCUGCUUCUACAAGCUUUCAAGCUUUUUUUCUAAUUCAGCCGGUUUAAAGGAAAAUCAGCAGAAUUUCUCUGUCUACUGUCAUGGUAUGCAGGAAGGUGAUAUCCAAAGAUUAGUGGAUGUUUCUGGUUUCUCUAGAAGUCUUCUUCCCUUUUACUUGGGUGUUCUUAUCUACUCUAAGAAGAUUUAUGUGGCUCAAUGUGGUCACUUGGUGAAUAAAAUGAUAACCAAGAUUAAGGCUCAGAUUUAUGUUUUACCAAGGAGUGUUCUGCAGGAUAUUGUGAAGAUAUGCAGAGGUUUCCUAUGGAGUAGGCAAGCUUUCAGUCAUAAUCCAAGCAAUAUUGCUUGGGAGAAGAUCUGUAGUGACAAACAGACUGGAGGUUUGGGCUUUAGAGAUAUGCUUAUGUGGAAUACUGCUUUUAUGGAAAAAUAUGUGUGGGCUUUAGUCACUAAGCAAGAUAAUGUCUGGAUUAGAUGGGUUACUUAG